Messenger RNA from Chlorella variabilis, 1371 nucleotides. RefSeq lists its product as hypothetical. The coding region runs from base 1 to 1371 and encodes 456 amino acids. Gene Ontology annotation, molecular function: calcium ion binding. The record is from RefSeq and is a predicted model, not a curated record. Gene Ontology annotation, biological process: transmembrane transport. Lineage: Eukaryota; Viridiplantae; Chlorophyta; Trebouxiophyceae; Chlorellales; Chlorellaceae. The transcript is spliced from 15 exons.
AUGGGCCAGGACGAGCCCACAGAGGAUGACCUCCUGGAGCUGUUUCAGACACUCGAUGUGGAUAAGAAUGGAUCGCUGGACGUGCAAGAAAUGCAGGCGGCCCUCCGGCAGCUGGGCCUGCCAGCCGGCGCCUCUUACAUCUCUGACCUGCUGACCCAGUACGACAGGGACAAGAACCGGGAGGUCCAAUUUUCGGAGUUCAAGAGCUACGUUCUGUCCAAGGAGAAGCGUAUCCGGGCGGUGUACCGGGACAUCGACAGCGACGGCGACGGGCAGCUGGAUGCGGGGGAGGUGCACCGGGCGGCCACCGCGCUGGGGCUGAGCGUGGCGCCGGCUGAGGCGGAGAGGAUGGUUGCGAUGCUGGACAGCAACAAGGACGGUCGAAUCAACUACGCAGAGUUCCGGCGCUUCGUGGUGCUGCUGCCCGGCGCCCAGGUGCGGCACACCAACAUCCUGUCGGCCUGGAUCGACUCCGCCUCCUGGCUCACCAGUAUGGAAUACCGGCUGGGGCACGUGCCGCCCAGCCAGCCCCUGGAGCGGCUGCUGGCCGGCGGCGUGGCGGGCGCGGUGUCGCGUACCGUGGUGGCGCCCCUGGAGCGGCUGCGCACCAUCAUGAUGGCGGACCCAAGCGCCACCCGCCUGGGCCCGGUGCUGCGCCGCAUGUGGGCCGACGGCGGGCCCCGCGGCCUCUUCAGGGGCAACCUGGCCACGGUCAUGAAGGUCUUCCCUUCCAGCGCCAUCCAGUUUGCGACGUAUGAUGCCUGCAAGGACGUCAUGCUCCAUUACAGCGGCCGGGGAGCCGGCGACUUGAGCACUUACCAGAAGCUUCUGGCCGGGAUGGUUGCCGGCGGGACGGCGUGCACCGCAACCUACCCCCUAGAAGCGCUCAGGCACGUGCUAACCCAGGUCUCUGUGGCGCAGGGCAGAGCCGCCGGCGGGUAUCUUGCCGCGCUGCGGGGCACGUGGGCAGACCGGGGGCUGCAGGGGCUGUACCAGGGUUACACAGCGGGCUUAGCAAACAACUCCAUUGCUAUGGCUCUGGCCUUUGCCAGCUACGAGGCGCUGUGCACGGGCUAUGCCCGCCUGCGCGGCGCGCAGCCAUCGGCGGGCGAAAAGGGGAUGCUGGGAGGCAUGGCGGCGGUGGGCGUCAUGGCAACCACGAUGCCGCUAGAAAACGUGAUGCGGCGGCUGCAGGUGCAGGGCCGGCCGGGCUUCCCCCGCCUCUACUCGGGGCCCCUGGACUGCGCUGCAAAGAUGCUGCGGCAGGAAGGCGUGGCCUCCCUGUGGCGCGGCAGCCUUGGGCUGCUGUACGAAUCCUUCGUGGAGCUCCGCGGCAUCGGCGGCGUGCGGCGGUACCGUGUGGGAGAGUGA